CCAGGAUCAGGGACACGUUCGAGAUGGCAUGAAGGAGAUGACCAUCAGCCAAGAGAAGUUCAGCUCGGUUCAGCAGCAGGGGAGGAAGUAGAGACCGCCCUGGAUUCAGACGUGCAUUUUCAACGGGAUCAUGCCGUGUUCGAACGACCAGUACUGGGAUGGCCUUCUGGGCAACUGUGUGCCUUGCAAAAUGGCUUGUCACCCACUCAAGAGCCAGGGAUGUACCGAUGUCUGCAGCUCCUUGGAGUGCAGCAAACAAGAGGGCUCCUACUACGACCAGCUCCUGAGAGAAUGCGUCAAAUGCUUCAGCAUCUGCGGGCAACACCCUAAACAAUGUGCCUCUUUCUGCAGAAAGCCUCUUACCACCUUUUUACCAACCCCAGCUGCUCUCCAGCCUCUGCAGCGUAAACUGGAUGCUACCUAUGACCAACAGGUGCUGCUGUACAUGGCCCUGGGAUUCUGUCUUUGCAUUCUGCUCUUCUCCUUGCUGUUGACUUGGAUUUACUUUCAAAAAAGGGGGGACGAGAAGUUUUGUCGAGCCAGCUCAGCAUCUUGCCAUAAAAAGGGAGAUCCGCCCAAAGAUGGUCUCAUGGAAGCGGGAAGUUUCGGCAGCGACUCCGGGGACAACCAAACUCCAGAGCCGGUGGAAACCUGCGGCUUUUGCUUCCCCGAAGUGGGUCCUGACAUCCAGGAGACGCGAUCGUGCCCCAAGCCGUACCACCUCGAGAUGCUGGCGGAUGUUGCUGCUGCUAUCCCGGGCGGGAUGGUGUCCCCUUCCUCCGAAGACUGCCACUUCCAAAUUAUAUGUUCUCCCUCCCAAGAAAAGAUGCAGAUGAGCUAAGCCAUAAACAGUGGGGGGAGGGGGAGGCAGGAGCACGACAGCCCCCUUCCCCCCCCUUCCCCCCCCCAAAAAGCUGCUUGCAUUGUUGAGGUCUUGAAUUGUAAGGGCCCACACCUUACAAGGAAACUGAGCCGUGGUUUUGUUCUUUUUUCUUUCUUUUUUUUUAAAAAAAUCUUUGCCAGAUUGUGCACUUGUGGGUAUAAAAUUCCCAGUGAAAAUGUCAGGGUUUCAAGCAGUGGUGGGAUUCAACAUUUUUUUACUACCCAUUCUUUGG
This is a messenger RNA of Thamnophis elegans (Western terrestrial garter snake), 1115 nucleotides long. RefSeq names its product TNF receptor superfamily member 13B (gene TNFRSF13B). Gene Ontology annotation, molecular function: protein binding. Lineage: Eukaryota; Metazoa; Chordata; Lepidosauria; Squamata; Natricidae. Bases 131 to 841 code for a protein of 236 amino acids. The transcript has 5 exons. The record is from RefSeq and is a predicted model, not a curated record. Gene Ontology annotation, cellular component: plasma membrane.